AUAUUUCCUCAAACAUCUUGUUUACUAUCGCUUCCUUCUGGUUAUAAAAUCGCCGAACGCUCCCGCCCUAGUCCACAACGAACCGGAAAACUAGCCAGACGCUUGUACGCGGGCCACAUUCUGCUCAAAGAUGGACAUCUUGACCCUGUUACCGUCCAGCUUUGGAUAUGUGAUCUUUACUUACCUCUACAGCUGGGUUAUGCUGGCCUAUCUAGCUGUAAAAGUUGGUGGCGCGAGGAAAAAGUACAACGUUAAGUAUCCCACAAUGUACAGCGACAAAGAGCAGGUGUUCAACUGUAUCCAGAGAGCCCAUCAGAACACAUUAGAGGUGUACCCUCAAUGGCUGGUGUUCCAGACUAUCGCAGCACUCGUUUAUCCGUUGUCUGCAUCUGUGCUUGGUGCUAUUUGGGUGACCAGCAGGUUUUCCUAUGCAUGGGGCUACUACACAGGAGAUCCUGCCAAGAGGAUGAAUGGGGUCUAUGGCUACAUCGGAUUCUUUGGCGUCAUCCUUCUGUCCAUAUAUGUUGCUCUGCAGCUGCUCGGGGUUGUUUAAAAUAAUCAUGGGCUUGAGUUUGUCCAUCUUCAAUGAGUUAAUUGGUUCUAAACUGGCUAUCGUGGCAGCAGAAAAGUCCCCAAACAUUUUAUAGGCCACUAAAUUGAGAUUGUAGCCUUUAUAUAACUGUGAAUUUGUACUUUAUGUACUCAAUAAUGGGAACAAUAAUCAGUUAAGUAGAUGACUGAUCCUGUAGCCUCAAAUGAUUAUUUCUUUUGUAAUCUCUUCACACUAUUUGCAUGUCAGGUUAUUAACACAAGAAGACUCCACAUGACCGUAAAAUAAGUAGAGCAAGACUUGUUCUUUUUGGAAUACUCUGAAAAUGUUAUAUUUUCCAGUGAAUGUUGGUAUUUUUUUAUAUACUCAGAAGUCAUGAUUAAUAAAAUCGGAAUAAAUAUCUGAAA
Molecule: messenger RNA, 957 nt
Organism: Nothobranchius furzeri (turquoise killifish)
Lineage: Eukaryota; Metazoa; Chordata; Actinopteri; Cyprinodontiformes; Nothobranchiidae
Gene: mgst3b
Product: microsomal glutathione S-transferase 3b
Cellular component (GO): endoplasmic reticulum; nuclear envelope; membrane
Molecular function (GO): glutathione peroxidase activity; glutathione transferase activity
Source: RefSeq, a predicted model, not a curated record